GGGAGCCUCUGCGGGAAGGGGCAGGCCUCGCCGGGACGGUCAGCGGUGCCGCUGGGAACCAGCUCUUCUCCACUGCCAGCUUCUCUUUUCCCCAAAACCACCGUCUCGAGGACGCCCGGGGGCCCAGGGAAAUCCUGUCCUCUGAACAAUGAAGAUCUUAGACCCCGGCUAACCCUUAGACGCGCAAACUGUCUGUGAAUCCCUCCGUGCUCUUCUGAAGCAGAUGUUGAAGUUCUUCAGAAGGAUCUUCUCUAUUCACACACGGUGCCUGCGUGAGAAGAGAGAAGGCUCCCAACGAUCUUGUGUGUGAGGGGUGAGCCAUGCUGGGCCGGAAAACAGGACUUCCCCACGACCUGAACAGCCACCGCCAGCUGAACCAGUCCUACCAGGAGGCCGUGCCCCUGCGGACCAGAGCAUCCAAGGAGACAGAUGUCAGUUUGGAGGUGUUCAGUGGCUCAACGCCCGAAAUCAAACAGAGCCGGAGCAGAGCCCAGCAGAUGCGGGACAGGAAAAGCCGCAAAGCUGAUGUCAAAGACUCCAACGGGAGAGAGGCAGAAACAAUCACCUUUAUUUCUGGUACAGCGGAGGCUCCCCCAAACCAGAGCUUCUGCUGUUCCUCUCUGUCUCAGGCCUGGAAUACAUACAAGGCUGUUUUCUGUUGUAUAGUGACCUGUGGGGGCUGCUUUCAGGACUGCAGUGUCUGUAUCCCCUAUCCGGGGCCCACCGAGACCUCCACUGAUGAUGGAAAGAACGGAGAUUAUAACGGGCGACUGCCAAACAGCCCCGCCAACGUCUCUCCCACUGAGAAGAAUGGGAACCAGAUCAAAAAGUCCAGCAUGGGUAGCAGUUUCAGUUACCCAGAUGUGAAACUGAAGGGCAUUCCUGUUUAUCAAAACAGGAGCCCCAGCCACCACCUGGAAUCGGAUUCAUGCUGCAAAGAGCUACUCCCAGAGAAGCCCUUCAGGAACAGCAUAGAAAAGCCACCACUCCCCAGCAGCCACCGGAGUUCAGAGGAGUAUUAUUCCUUCCACGAGUCCGACCUGGACAUCAGCGAGCUGAACGGCUCCAUGUCCAGCAGGGAGAUCGACGUCCUGAUCUUCAAGAAAUUAACGGAGCUCUUCAGCGUCCACCAGAUCGAUGAGCUGGCCAAGUGCACAUCAGACACUGUCUUCCUGGAGAAGACCAACAAGAUCUCAGACCUCAUCAAUAGCAUAACUCAGGACUACAACCUGGACGAGCAGGAUGCUGAAUGCAGGCUGGUCCGAGGCAUCAUACGCAUCAGCACCCGGAAAAGUAGGGUCCGGCCCCAUAUUUCUAUCCCAGCCAGCCAGAGCCACGAGGAGAAGUCCAGCAGAGGCAAUGCCCCAGACAGCGGGAACGAAACGAUGCUAGAGUCCAUGGUCAUCAGCCAAGACGAUCUGGCUGUGCAAAUAUCGGAAGAAACACCAGCAGAUGUGAUGGCCAGGAACAUGAGGCGGCACAGCAGCGCAGGCUCUCCAACAAGCAGAGAUUCUUCUUUCCAAGACACAGAGACUGACUCAUCUGGGGCACCUCUGCUUCAGGUGUAUUGUUAAGGAAAAGGACCCAAGCAGCAGCAGGAGUUCCAAGGCUCUGCUGCAAUCAGAUUUCUCCUCUUUCAAUAUGGAGUGUGCUAUGCCACAUUUUUUUUUCCCCCCCAGUCUACCCUGAUCCUUUGUUGAAGCCAAAUUUCUCCUGCUGUCUGAAUUUCACUGGAUUUUUUUUUUUUUUUUGGACUAUGUAGAACAUCAAGGAAGUGAACUUGUGCAGCUGAUGAACUUGGGAGGUGGAAUGUGUGCCCAGGGAGGAGAAGAUGGACGAGGAAGUAUCACAUAACUUGUGCCUCUAUGAUUUCCAUCCUUCAGGUGUAGCUUCAGCAACCUCAGUGGCCCAGUCCUUUCCCUGCUUUGAGGUUCUUUGUACAGUUUUUGCUUCCUGGCGUUGCAUAAGUUAACUUGGGUAGGGAAUAACUGGAUGGUGUGUCUGUGUUUGUGCUGAUGCUAUAGUGAAGGCCAAGCCCCUGCUCUCUAGGGACCCAAAUCUCUAAAGUGGCUGGGUUUGUCCCAAAAACCAAAGUCCUCUAGCCCUGGUGUUUGCAGUAGCCAGAUGUGCCUCCUUCCUGCUGACCUUUAGUGGUGUUGUCAUCUGCUGCCUUGUAAGGAGAAGGUUCAGGUAAUGUGGUUUGUUUACUCUUUGCCCUCUUGGCGUGUCUGCCGAGAGAGUGCCCCUCGUGGAGGGGUGGGGUGCCCGGCCACCCACCCUGCUCGCACUUCCCGAGCAGAUCACAGGGAGCAGCUCUGCAGCCGCUGCCAGUCCGACGUGAACUGCGGGCAUGAGGUGUUAACCAACUGCACGUGCUGACCCGUGCCGUGCAGUCACCUCUUCCUCACUCCUCCACCUUCCCCUGUUACCCUUGGUGUCCCUGGGCCAGCCUUGAGCUCGGGUUAUGGCAGCUGAAGGAAAUAGUCAGUUCAUUUUUAAGUUUUUCUAACUAAUUUGACUUAUUCUGCUGGAAACUCUCUUAAAAGUGGCUUGCUUCAAAAGGAAAGCCUCUCCUGAGAGUCUCCAGAGGGUCUGUUAGGAACUGCUUGGUCCUGCCUUUGCCCGGUGGGUGCUCGGCGCCGGCUCCUUCCCUUCGCCCCUCUCCAGCCACCCGCCGGAGGCCAGAGAUGUGAGUUGCUAAUCUGAGGGCACCACACCAGGCGACCUUGAGGGCUGCAGCAGGAGGAGGCUCUAUUUUACUGGUGUUGCCACUUGGUUUUUUAUCAUAAAGUAAACACGUGAAGCCAUGGGACCUGUUUAUACAUUCGGGUGCCCUUGGACAUGAAUAGAAAACGCUUAGUUGAAUUUAACCAGCCAUAGAAUAAACGCCCACUGUUUUCUGGGGAGAGGAAAACCAAAAUAGGCCCUGUGAUUUGGUGUGGACCACAUUUUUGUGCCUUAAUUGAACUGAAUCGUGCCUUAAUUGAACUGAAAUGUGCCUUUAUUUCGUAGCCUGUGAUUACUCUUCAAAAGCCUGGAUAGGGGGAAAAGGAUUUAAUAUUUUCACAUGAGCACUCAGGCUUAUUUAACCAGCCAAAGCCCUUUAACAGGGACUCGAACUGUACAUUUCAGAGCCUGUUUUUGUAAACUGCUCAUAUUUCAGAGCAUGCUUUCAUAAACCAUGGACAGUACUGAGAACACACCUUGAGACACUGACAGAGAGAGAUGUUUGAAAAUAAAGGGGAGAGACCGAGAUGUGGAUUUUGCGUCCCCUCCCUGCUUUGUUUUUAAAGCUGUUUAUGCAAGGAAAAGACUUGAAGCGAGGCCAACCCAGGACUCCCAGAGGAGCUGUGUUUGGUCACCUCCUUCUGAAUGCCACAUGUACUGAGGGACCCGUUCGGCGUCCUGCUUCUGAAUGGAUUUGUACAUACAUAUUUGGACAAGUUUACUUAAACCUGUGCACUGAGGCGUCAGUGUGGGUCACGCUGACACGGAGCUCUGUGGUCUGUGCGCUGGAGCUUUGGAGACGAGGGGUGAGGAUGGACUUGCAGAGAGCUGCCAAUCGCUAUGACAGAUGCAAUAAGACAUUUUUUUUUUUUAAUGUUUAGUCUGUGUACGAAGAGUGAAUGUGUAUGGAUUAAGCUUGCAAAAAAGCCCCCAAAAAAACCCCAAAACUCACUAAAAGGAAGACUGUCAACUCGAUGGUCCCUGAAGCUGGUGCACCUGUGGUGUCUUACGGGAUUCUUUUGCACUCCUUGGCCUUAAACACCUGAUUUGGUCUUUUUUAUAAAGCAAAAGAUUGU
Athene cunicularia (burrowing owl) is the source of this 3803-nucleotide messenger RNA. It is a transcript of the gene KDF1, whose product is annotated as keratinocyte differentiation factor 1. Bases 321 to 1574 code for a protein of 417 amino acids. The record is from RefSeq and is a predicted model, not a curated record. Lineage: Eukaryota; Metazoa; Chordata; Aves; Strigiformes; Strigidae. Gene Ontology annotation, cellular component: cell junction. Gene Ontology annotation, biological process: regulation of epidermal cell division; keratinocyte development. The transcript has 5 exons.